AUGGCUGAUGUUGCAUCCCUCAAAGGAAAGAAGAGAAAGAUGGCACUCAGUGUUUUAGAGCUCCCAUCCAAAUCCUCCAUAGUGACCUUACUGAGCCCGUCCCUCCUCCUCCUGGAAAUCCCUGCUGACACCAACACCAGUCUCCCAGUAUGGGAGGCCGUGAGAUCCCAGCAGGUUGACGUCGCCUGGAGUGUCAAUCCCUACAGCAUCAGCGUUCAUUUAACCCCUAUGACCCCUAAGCAGGGGAAGGGUACAACUUCCAGCAAAAGUGAGAGCACUCCCAAUGUCGUACAGACCUCAGCGCUUUCUUCUGGCAUCCUGCAGCCUCAGACGUUCGUCCAGUCCAUUGCGCAGCAAUCUGGGCCCUCCCAGACGGUCCUGCUCACCUUCUCCCAAAACAGCACCCAAUUGUCACCAUGCCCUCCAGGUCAACCACAGAAAAUACCUCCAAACCAUAAGCCGGCCACCUCCCUCAUCGUCUCCCUGCCUCUCAUCAUCACCCAACCCCAGCCUGCCAGUCAGCCCAGCGCCACUACCAAGAAGUCGGCCCUACCCGUCACCCAGACCCCAACAACCAUGCCCACCAAGCUGCAAUCCCCAUCCAAAGCACCCGUCCCCUUUCCUUUCCACACGAGGAGCCUCUGUGACAUCCAGAUCUGCGACGACUUCCUCUUAAGCUUGUGUCGUUCAGGGAGGAAGUGUAAGAUGCACCACACGCCCUACCCAUUUCAUUGGCAGCUGUGGUCCAUGACCAGACAUCAGUGGAUCGACAUCUCCCCUCGCUCUCAGGUCUUACUAGAAAGGACCUAUUGCAACAUUGAACAAGACUUGAUUUGCAUGAAGGAUGGAGAUAUGCGCUACAGACUGAACUUUGACUUGAUGGAGUUGGACGACCCAUCGAAGUACGACGGAGUGAGACGACUGACCAACUCUGACAGUCCGCUCAGGAACCCUUACUUUCCCAGCAAAUGGAAAAUCUACUGGUGGAACAGCUUUAACUGGGAACAGUACAACAAGAACGUCUCCACCUUGCUCCUGAAGAAGAUGAGUGAAAAGGAGCCCGAGUGCUCCUUCUACAUCAGCUCACAGGAGUACAAGCUGGACUUCACCACCAUGACCCAGACCAACAUCACCACAGGGUUCCAGAGAGACGUUCGCUGCAGACCGGUCUACCGCUCCCCUGAUUCCAUGCACCCUUACCUGCAGUUAACUGACCCCACUGAGCCUGCUAGUGGGGCAAACUUCAGCGUCAACCCCCUGGAGGAGUUCACUUCCUGGUAUCCUCCGGUGUGGUGUCUGGCCUCAGAGGAGGACUACAGCCUGGUAGACGUUCCGGCGGGGACGCAGGCCUACCGGAAGGUCCAAAGUCUCUUCUAUGAGAGCCUUCCCGAGACCAAGGUGGACAUCAUCAGCAUUCAGCAAGUUCAGAAUGUCCUCCACUGGGACAAGUACCAAAGGCACAAGGCGCACAUGCAGAAGCUGCACAACACGUCUAAGGGGCCUCUGGAGAGACAUCUCUUCCACGGGACGACCAAAGACGCCUCAGAAGACAUCUGCCACAACAACUUCGACCCUCGCUUGGCCGGAGUCAACGGAACCUCUUUGGGGUUUGGCUCCUACUUUGCCACAACUGCCUCCUUCUCCUACAACUUCUCAGCCAAGGGGGGGUCGGAUCAGCUUCGCCACAUGUUCCUGGCUAAAGUCCUGGUGGGGAAGGUGAGUGUCGGGAGGGCCAUGUACCGCCGCCCCCCAGCGCUCACCUCCAAGACAAGGAAGUACCGUCUCUAUGAUACCUGCGUGGACAAAUUAGACAAACCCACCAUGUUUGUAGUUUUUGAUAGCUGUCAGUGCUACCCAUACUACCUGAUCAAGUACACUGACCUACCCAAAGAGAUUGAUAUUUGA
Messenger RNA from Seriola dumerili (greater amberjack), 1905 nucleotides. Its product is annotated as TCDD-inducible poly [ADP-ribose] polymerase-like. The record is from RefSeq and is a predicted model, not a curated record. Gene Ontology annotation, molecular function: NAD+ poly-ADP-ribosyltransferase activity. Bases 1 to 1905 code for a protein of 634 amino acids. Lineage: Eukaryota; Metazoa; Chordata; Actinopteri; Carangiformes; Carangidae. The transcript is spliced from 5 exons.